AUGGAGGAGGAUCCCCCCGGGGGCACCCCCUCCAUGGAGGAGGACCCCCCCGGGGGCGCCCCGAGCGCGCUGAAGGAGGAGCUGCGGUGCCCCAUCUGCUUCGACCCGUUCCGCGAGGCCGUCACGCUGCGCUGCGGCCACAACUUCUGCCGGGGCUGCGUGCGGCGCUCGUGGGAGCAGCAGCGGCCGCGCUCCUGCCCCGUCUGCAAGGAGGCCUCGGGCCGCGACGAGCCCCGCGUCAACCACACGCUCAGCAACCUGGUGGAGAUGCUGCUCAGGGACCCGGCGGGCGCCGAGGGGGCCGCGGGGGCGGCCGCGCUGUGCCCGCUGCACGGCGAGGAGGUGAAGUUCUUCUGCCUGCAGGACAAGGAGCUCACCUGCUGCUCCUGCCACGGCGCCCGCGGGGAGCACGGCGGGCACAGGGGGCGGCCCGUGCCGGAGGCGGCGGCCGAUUGUAGGGCCAAGCUGGUGAACAUGGAGGCGGCUCUGAAGGACAAGGCCAAGGAUUUCGGGAUCGUGCGGCGCUCCUACAAACACAUCUCCAAGCACAACAGGUCGGCGUCGGAGCGCGUGGAGUGUCAGGUGAAGCGGGAACUCCGGAAGCUCCACGAGUUCCUGUGGGAUGAGGAGAAGGUGCUGCUGGCUCAGCUGCAGGAGGAGCUGCAGCGGAAGCAGGAGCUGAUCCAGGGAAAGCUGGAGCGCCUGGAGCGGGACAACCAGGCCCUGCUGGACGAGACCAGGAUGCUGCAGCAGGAGCUGCUGAUGGAUGACCUCACGUUCCUCAGGAGCCACAAGAGCCGCAAGCGGAGGAUCGCGUGCACGGCGGAGGAGCCGGAGGAUAUUCCCUGGGGGUUGCUGCUGGACGUGCCCAGGUACCUGGGCUCGCUGCAGUUCAACGUCUGCAAGAAGAUGCUGGGCAGCAUCAGUGCCGUUCCCUUCACGUUCGACCCCGGCACGGCCGCGAGCUGGCUCCGCGUGUCCGAGGACCUGUGCCGCGUGUGGCACCGCGGCUUCCAGCUGUCCGUGGAGAACCCGGAGCGCUUCGUCUCGGCGCCCUGCGUGCUGGGCUCCCGCGGCUUCUCGGGGGGCCGCCACGCGUGGGAGGUGGACGUGGCGGGCGCCUCGCACUGGCGCGUGGGGGUGGCGCGGCCCCGCCGGGACUCCCGCUGGAGCUUCCACCACGACUCCCGCGGGGGUUUCUGGUUCGUGUACCGCCUGCCCGGCAAGGCCGAGUGCCGCGCCUCCCACUCGGCGCGCUCCGAGGCGCCGGCCGUGACGGACACGGCCGCGAGUGGGCUGCGCAGGAUCCGCGUGGAGCUCGACUGCGACGAGGGCGAGCUCUCCUUCUACAACGCGGAGCGCGGCGCCCACAUCUACACCUUCCACGGGCGCUUCGGGGGCACCGUGUUCCCCUACUUCUACCUGGGAGAGCCACGAAACCAACCCCUGCGCAUCUGCCCCUCCGGCUGA
Messenger RNA from Myiozetetes cayanensis, 1470 nucleotides. RefSeq names its product tripartite motif containing 35 (gene TRIM35). The transcript is spliced from 8 exons. The record is from RefSeq and is a predicted model, not a curated record. Bases 1 to 1470 code for a protein of 489 amino acids. Gene Ontology annotation, biological process: innate immune response; positive regulation of apoptotic process. Gene Ontology annotation, molecular function: zinc ion binding; protein binding. Lineage: Eukaryota; Metazoa; Chordata; Aves; Passeriformes; Tyrannidae.